This is a messenger RNA of Closterium sp. NIES-67, 506 nucleotides long. The record is from the annotation of a GenBank genome assembly. NCBI's taxonomy places the organism in Eukaryota, Viridiplantae, Streptophyta, Zygnematophyceae, Desmidiales, Closteriaceae.
GAGGGCCACUCUGUCAGUGCUGCUGUGACAUGUGACCUCUCCCACUCGCUCUCUCUCAACGCUGCCACAUCGCACCGGCUCUGCUCUGCCUCGUGGCUCUACAUGCGGGUGACGGCACACAGAAGGGAACCCAAGCGAACAAGACUCUUGCUGCAGUGGGUACACCGACCAUCCCCUUGCCACACCUUCUCUCCGCUCCUCUCACUUUCGCCAUCUCGCCCCGCUCAAGCUGUUGUGACGUGGAAAGCACAGAGCCCGCCUGUUCCAGGCACUACUCCCCAUUCGCUACAGCUGCGGCUCUUUGUGUCACGCCACGGUCCGAUGGCUCUUCGGCUCAAUGCAGCUGUGGGCCAUGGGUUCGCAGAAGCGGAUGCAAGUGAAGGCCAAACUCUAGAGGUUUAACUCUAGAUUCUUACGUUUUUUUCUGGGGUAUAGUGCUUGCAUUCAUGGUACUUUAAAUGGUCAAGUGAUGUAAAAUGUAGUUGAAGGAUCUUAUAACGAACAGU